AUGACCGAGAUGGACGUGGAUUCCCCACAGGAUGCGGUAGUGUAUGCGUCUGAGGACGCGGUGGGCGCCGUGAUGGCGGUUUUCCACCAAUUGGUGAGGGCACAAUCGACGCUGGAUUCGCGGUUCGUGUGGAGGGCGCUGAAGGAAUUGGCCCUUUUGCGGGGCCAAACGGGGGUUCUCUCGAGGGAGACGCUUAUUACGCUCGUGGAUACGGUGUAUCCGGGGGACUCACAGUUCAAGAAGCCGCUGCUCAGGUACGUGAACCAUAACGUGAAGACAGGGGUCACGGAUUCGCAGGGGAUCAGAGCUCAGUUGCCCGCGACGUUCUACCAAGUGGUGGACAACCAGAGUAGGAUCGAGGUCGCUCCGCUUGUGAACAGUUUUGUGUUUUUGCUCGUACAGUUGUACCUACUGGAUUCGGACCAGUUGGGGCCACUCAACGAGUUCAACUUGCAAGUGGUCAUCCCAAAGAUCCUGUACCACAACAACAACAGAUUGUUGGACCUCAUCAACGCGAAACUGUGGUUCUACUGCGUCAUCGCACAGGAGCGGCUCGGGUUGCCCGCUCAGGCAGCGGUUAGGGCAGAGAUGAUCAAGUUUGUGAAAGUGGCCACUUUGAAACAUGACAACGAAACGAAGGGGAUGCUCAUCAACUUGAUCCUUAGAAACUUCCUCGCUAGGGGCGAGGUCGAGCACGCUGCCGAUUUCGUCAACAAAGUGGAGUUCCCAAGCAACACCGUCUCGAGCCCACUCGAGGCAAGGUUCUUCUUCUACUUGGCGAAAAUAAUGGCCAUCCAACUGAAUUAUUCUUCGGCAAGCGAGUAUAUCGUCGCAGCCAUCAGGAAGGCGCCUCACAACGACAAGUCUCUGGGGUUUCUGCAGCAGGCAAAUAAGCUACAUGGGGUCAUCCAGUUGCUAAUGGGGGACAUCCCAGAACUGUCAUUUUUCCACCAACCCAAAUUAAGCAAGUCUCUUUACCUGUACUAUCAUCUGACAAACUCGGUGAAGAUCGGUGACCUCAAGAAAUUCACGAGCACAAUAACCAAGUAUAAGCAGCAGCUCAUCAAGGACGGUAACUACCAACUGUGCGUCAGGCUACGGUCCAACGUUAUAAAGACCGGUAUCCGGAUCAUUUCCUUGACGUACAAGAAGAUCUCGUUGAAGGACAUCUGCUUGAAACUGAAGUUGGAUUCAGAACAGACAGCAGAGUACAUGGUCGCUAGGUGCAUCAGGGACGGUGUCAUCGAGGCCAAAAUAAAUCACGAAUUGGGGUACAUCGAAACGUCAGAACUGUUGAACAUCUACGACACAACAGACCCGCAGGAAACUUUCAAUGAAAGAAUCAAUUUCGUCACCCAAAUGCACAACGAGAGUGUCCUUGCAAUGCGGUAUCCAGACGACGGCAAACUGAAGAAAAACGCACAGGAAGACUCCACAGAUGCAGAACUCAUCGAAGAAGUAUCUGACUUCUCAGACCUUGACGAUUUAGAAUUCUUGUAA
Messenger RNA from Huiozyma naganishii CBS 8797, 1500 nucleotides. RefSeq names its product proteasome regulatory particle lid subunit RPN3 (gene RPN3). Gene Ontology annotation, molecular function: enzyme regulator activity. The coding region runs from base 1 to 1500 and encodes 499 amino acids. Lineage: Eukaryota; Fungi; Ascomycota; Saccharomycetes; Saccharomycetales; Saccharomycetaceae. The record is from RefSeq and is a predicted model, not a curated record. The transcript has a single exon. Gene Ontology annotation, biological process: regulation of protein catabolic process; ubiquitin-dependent protein catabolic process. Gene Ontology annotation, cellular component: proteasome complex; proteasome regulatory particle, lid subcomplex.